AUGGGCCGCUACUCGGGCAAGACGUGCCGGCUGCUCUUCAUGCUCGUGCUCACCGUCGCCUUCUUCGUGGCCGAGCUGGUCUCGGGCUACCUGGGCAACUCCAUCGCGCUGAUCUCCGACUCCUUCAACAUGCUGUCGGACCUCAUCUCGCUGUGCGUGGGCCUGGGCACCGGCCGCCUCGCGCGGCGGUCCAGCAGGGGCGCCCGCGCCACCUACGGCUACGCGCGCGCCGAGGUGGUGGGCGCGCUCAGCAACGCCGUCUUCCUGGCCGCGCUCUGCUUCACCAUCUGCGUGGAGGCCGUGCUGCGCCUGGCCCGGCCCGAGCGCAUCGACGACCCCGAGCUGGUGCUCAUCGUCGGCGUCCUGGGGCUGGCGGUCAACCUGCUGGGGCUGCUCAUCUUCCAGGACUGCGCCGCCUGGUUCGCCUGCUGCCGCGGCCGCCGCCGCCGUCGCCACCUGCAGCCGCCGCCACUGCCGGAGACCCCUGGCGCGGCGACCCCGACGGCCCCGGGCUUGGACUCGGCCGUGACCUUCCGGGGGGCCUCGGUCGAAAGGACGCAGGAGAAGGGGGCGACCGUGUUCUCAAACGUAGCAGGUGAUUCCCUGAAUACUCACAAUGAGCCCGAAGAGACUAUGAGAAAGGAGAAAAAGUCCGAAGCCCUGAAUAUCAGAGGUGUACUUUUGCAUGUGAUGGGAGACGCCCUGGGGUCCGUGGUGGUGGUCAUCACAGCCAUCAUAUUCUAUGUGCUUCCCCUGAAAAGUGAGGACCCAUGUAACUGGCAGUGCUACAUUGACCCCAGCCUGACUAUCAUUAUGGUCAUCAUCAUUUUGUCAUCUGCCUUCCCACUCAUCAAGGAGACUGCUGCCAUUCUGCUGCAGAUGGUCCCCAAAGGAGUCAACAUGGAAGAGCUGAUGAGCAAACUCUCUGCCAUGCCUGGAGUCAGCAGUGUACAUGAAGUGCACAUCUGGGAACUUGUAAGUGGAAAGAUCAUUGCCACCCUGCACAUCAAGUACCAGAAGGACAGGGGAUAUCAGGAUGCCAGCAUCAAAAUUAGAGAAAUCUUCCACAAUGUGGGAAUCCACAGUGUGACCAUCCAGUUUGAGCCUGUGGACUUGAAGGAAACCCUGGAGCAGAAGGACUUACUGUUGCAGUGCAGCUCACCCUGCAUCUCCAAGGACUGUGCCAUGCAGCUGUGCUGUCCCCCCAGGGCACUGCCUCUGGCCCAUGUCAAUGGCUGUACUGAGCACAAUGGCAGCCCCCCUCUAGCCACACACCGAAGUAAUGGCCUCAGUAGAAGAGAUACCACAGAAGUCGCUAUUGAAGUGUCUUUGGACAGCUGUCUGAGUGACCACGGACAAGCUUUUAACAAAACUCAGGAGGACCAAUGUUAUGUAAACUGCACACAUUUUUAA
Cynocephalus volans (Philippine flying lemur) is the source of this 1413-nucleotide messenger RNA. It is a transcript of the gene SLC30A10, whose product is annotated as solute carrier family 30 member 10. Gene Ontology annotation, molecular function: zinc ion transmembrane transporter activity. The record is from RefSeq and is a predicted model, not a curated record. Gene Ontology annotation, biological process: intracellular zinc ion homeostasis; detoxification of zinc ion; manganese ion transport. Gene Ontology annotation, cellular component: membrane. The transcript is spliced from 4 exons. Lineage: Eukaryota; Metazoa; Chordata; Mammalia; Dermoptera; Cynocephalidae. The coding region runs from base 1 to 1413 and encodes 470 amino acids.